This is a messenger RNA of Heterocephalus glaber (naked mole-rat), 7885 nucleotides long. RefSeq names its product solute carrier family 24 member 4 (gene Slc24a4). Lineage: Eukaryota; Metazoa; Chordata; Mammalia; Rodentia; Bathyergidae. The record is from RefSeq and is a predicted model, not a curated record. Gene Ontology annotation, biological process: calcium ion transmembrane transport; sensory perception of smell; intracellular calcium ion homeostasis. Gene Ontology annotation, cellular component: plasma membrane. Gene Ontology annotation, molecular function: calcium, potassium:sodium antiporter activity; calcium channel activity.
GCAGGGACGGCACUCGGGCGCCGAGAUGGCGCUCUGCGGGACUCCUCGGCGGCGGCACAAAGUUCGCGGGCGGAGAGAGAUGCUGCCGCAGCAAGUUGGCUUCAUGUGCGCGGUGCUGGCCCUGGUGUGCUGUGCGUCCGGCCUCUUGGGCAGCUUGGGGCACAAAACAGUUUCUUCCAGCAGACAUACUCUACAAGACAUCUGGAGAAAUAGAAAGUUGAUGGCACCAGUGAAUGGGACUCAUACGGCUAAGAACUGCACGGAUCCUGCGAUUCACGAGUUCCCCACGGACCUGUUCUCCAAUAAGGAGCGACAGCAUGGAGCUGUCCUGCUGCAUAUCCUCGGUGCUCUGUACAUGUUCUACGCCCUGGCCAUCGUGUGCGACGACUUCUUUGUUCCGUCGUUAGAGAAGAUCUGUGAGAGACUUCAUCUGAGCGAAGAUGUGGCUGGAGCCACCUUUAUGGCUGCGGGAAGCUCGACUCCAGAGCUGUUUGCCUCUGUCAUUGGUGUCUUCAUCACCCAUGGGGACGUCGGGGUAGGCACCAUCGUGGGCUCUGCUGUGUUCAACAUCCUGUGCAUCAUUGGCGUGUGUGGAUUGUUCGCCGGCCAGGUGGUCCGUCUGACGUGGUGGGCCGUGUGCCGCGACUCCGCGUACUACACGCUCUCUGUCGUCGUGCUCAUCGCGUUCAUCUAUGAUGAAGAAAUUGUGUGGUGGGAAGGCCUGGUGCUCAUCAUCUUGUACGUGUUUUACAUUUUAAUCAUGAAGUACAAUGUGAAGAUGCAAGCCUUUUUCACCACCAAAAAAAAGAGCAUUGCAAAUGGCAACCCCGCCAGUAACGAGCUGGAAGAUGGUAAUGACUUCUAUGAUGGUAGCUAUGAUGACCCUUCUGUGCCAUUGCUGGGGCAAGUGAAGGAGAAGCCACAAUAUGGCAAAAACCCCGUGGUGAUGGUGGAUGAGAUCAUGAGCUCCAGCCCUCCCAAGUUCAGCUUCCCUGAGGCCGGUUUGCGCAUCAUGAUCACCAAUAAGUUUGGGCCCAGGACCCGACUACGGAUGGCCAGCAGGAUCAUAAUUAACGAGCGGCAGAGACUGAUCAACUCGGCCAACAGUGUGAGCACCAAGCCGCUUCAGAACGGGAGACACGAGAACAUGGAGAAUGGGAAUGUCCCCGGGGAAAACCCCGAGGACCCUCAGCAGGAUCAGGAGCAGCAGCCCCCAUCCCAGCCACCACCCCCGGAGCCGGAGACAGUGGAGACUGUCUUCCUGUCCCCCUUCUCUGUGCCAGAGGCCAGAGGGGACAAGGCCAAGUGGGUGUUCACCUGGCCACUCAUCUUCCUCCUGUGCAUCACCAUCCCCAACUGCAGUAAGCCCCGCUGGGAGAAGUUCUUCAUGGUCACCUUCAUCACUGCCACACUGUGGAUCGCCAUCUUCUCCUACUUCAUGGUGUGGCUGGUGACUAUCAUUGGAUACACACUCGGGAUCCCCGAUGUCAUCAUGGGCAUCACUUUCCUGGCAGCGGGCACCAGUGUUCCAGACUGCAUGGCCAGCUUGAUUGUGGCAAGACAAGGCCUUGGAGACAUGGCAGUCUCUAACACCAUAGGAAGCAACGUGUUUGACAUCCUAGUGGGACUCGGCAUCCCGUGGGGCCUGCAGACCAUGGUUAUUAACUAUGGAUCCACGGUGAAGAUCAACAGCCGGGGUCUGGUCUACUCCGUGGUGCUGUUGCUGGGCUCCGUGGCGCUCACCGUCCUCGGCAUCCACUUCAACAAAUGGCGACUGGACCGCAAGCUGGGCGUCUAUGUGCUUGUCCUCUACGCCGUCUUCCUGUGCUUCUCCAUAAUGAUAGAGUUUAACGUCUUCACCUUCGUUAACCUGCCCAUGUGCCGAGAUGACAAAUAAGCAGAGUCGCCUCCUCGGGAGCUGCCCUGGGCACCCGUGCCACUGGCGACCUCUUCUCUCUCUCCUUCCCCACCACAGGUCUGUCCUGCCUCAGCAGCCACCGUCUGUUCUUUAAGAGCUGGAAGGAAGGGCCGUUGUGGUCUUUGUGUGGUCACAGGCCACCUGCUGGGCACCUGUGCCACCUUGGGUCCUGCCCCACUCGAGGCAGGUUUGGGGGUUCAUUUGAGCUGAGCAGCUCCUCGGACCCCUGAGCUGCCAGCCACAGAGAUGUAUGUCUCAUCUCUGUCACGCUGCAGUCAGAGGACCUCUGCGUACAGUUUUCUUUCUGUCACACAGGCAGCCUUGGAAUGAGGCAGGCAGUGAGCGUGAGGUCUCCUGGGGCAAAUGCAAAAUGGGACAGUUGCUCUCAAGUGUCCCCUGUGGGCCACGGGGUGAGUCCCUUAGACAGCACAUGCCACCAGCUGGCAGCUCUUGAGGUUUGGAGGAGGCAAGGCAUCAGCUCGCUGGGGGUUUGAGACCAUGAUGGCUGACUUUCCACUCCUUUUUCUGGAAAAAAAAAAAAAUGGAAGAAUGGAAACUUUUUUUUCCCCAGCAGAAGAGAGAAAAGCAAACAAAAUACUCUUAUCCUUUUUAUUGAUGCAUUCAGAGAAUGAUUAAUUAUUAUUAAAAGUAAAAUGUCAUAUAGAUCAUCAUACUUGAAAAAUAUCAUUCCACACAAAAGGAUUUUGACGGGAACCAAAAAAGUAGUCCUUGUAAAAAGUGAAUCCUGUGUGUAUCAUCCUCCUUUGGCUCUAAGACUUUUGGUUUGGAAUUUAGAAAGAGGUGAAAGACCACCAUGGAAUCAGGUGCUAACUCAGAGACACAGUAGGGUAAACUGCAGUGUUUACAGCUAGACAUCCCAGAACAUUCCAGACUUUCUGCGUGAUGCAACACACUGUCCCUUCGAGCGUGUUGUUUCUUUGUUAUUGCACUGUUUUCAAAGUCACCUUGGAGAGACCCAGUUGUUUAUAUGCCCAACAAAUUUCAGAAGUGAUGGUUCAUGACAAGGAGAGAGAUUUCCUGAAACACAGCAGAUUGCUCUCUGGCUAGCUGAAGGCAAGUAUGAAAACCAUUAUCUUAGAGUGUUUAGAGCUAAGUUUCUUGAACCUUAUAGUUUGCAACACAUAAAAAUGGGGGGGUGGGAGUUGAUUCAAAAAUAGAUAGGAAAUAUGAAAUAAUGUUAAGCUGCUUCAUAGCUCUAAAAUAUAUAUAUAUAUUUAAAGAUUUAUGAACAUAAACCAUUCUUGGGUUCUAACAAGAAAGCACAAAUUAAUUUUAUAUGGAGUGGGUUUUUUUUAUUUUUUUAAUGUUUCUAUUGCAAAAGUCUAUCAGAUCUGAUGCACUUUUAAUAUUGAGAUAUUUUGCACAGAAGGAGGUAUGGGACUGACCCAUAAUGAUGUGAGAAGAAAGGGUUUUAGUGAUUCACCCGAAAUUGCUUUAAACUUGGUGAUGAUGAGUCGAAAUCCAGUAGCUAAUCCCUUCCUGAGACGCAGGGCUCAUGAGCCACUUUGGAAUUUAUAACUAUGCUCUUUAAGGCGUCCUGAGUUUCCAAAGGAGGAAGUGUUCAAGCUUGUGUCUCUUAAGUCCCUGUAAGCAUGAACCCCCCCAAGGGACCUCAUUCCCACCACCAGGCUUCUCUUCGGGGUUCACAUCAGUGUUAGUAGCUACACCAAGUCAAGGCUUUGCUUUUUGUUCCUCUCCCUGGAUAUUGGGCUCUGCAGCCUUCAGAUUGGAGUAAGAGUGAUUUUCCUAAGAAAUUAGCUGAGCAGGAAAGGAGGGAGCCUGUAGAUGCAGCAGUAUGAACUGUAGUUUCAUAGGGUUUCAGAGCCACCGGGGACCACUGUGUGUGCUAAUAGCUUAGGUCACCUGGUACACACACACACACACACACACACACACACACACCUAUUUCACAGACUUAUGCAGGUUCUGAGUUCUUUCGUUUCCGUUUGGAUUUUCCUAGCCACCCUGUGAUGUAAGUAGGGAUUAUUCCAGUUAAUAGGUACAAGUUUAAUCUUGGUGAGGUCAAGUGGCUCUAGUUACUGGCCAGUAAGUAGCAGAGCUGAGCCAGGCACCAGCCCAGUGCCCUCCUAGCUCAGCCAGGGCACAUGGUCAGCCAGUGUGGGGUAGUGGGUGUGGCUGCAGAAGGCUAUGCCUUUGCCCUCGUCUGGGUCAAAACUUUAUCAAGUAUCUAAUUGAUUCCUGGUUCUCCAGGUCAUCUCCGAACAUCUGUCCUCCAAUGUUCCUAUUUUUUCCUGUAAAAGACCAAAACCUCUUUUUAGUUAUGGCAUGACACAGGCCACAUGACCUCUGAAGAAUUCCCUACUGGUUUUCAAUUCUCUGAAAUCCUUGUAUAGCUUUCAGAGAACAUUUCCCAAUUACCCUCAUCUUCUGCAGAAUCCAUUUGAGGUUAUAAAGUAUACUGCAGUUGCAGUUAGAGGUUUAAGAAAUUAUAUUUUUAAUAUAUAGUAUACUCCUCUCGGCUAGUUUCCUUUGGACUUCAAUGUGCCAAUGUAACUUCCUUAAAGGCUCUAUGCAUUUAUUAUAACUAGGAAACUAUAUGUACACAUUAGUCAGAAAAUUCUGUUUUUAACUAAAUAUUUUUCCAUCAGAAGUUUAAAGGAUUCCUUGAUGAUUUAGGCCUUCAUUUUUUAAAACAAUACUUUCACCAUUACGCAAGAUUACUUCCUUUAUUUUAUCCCACAGCUACUUAGCUCAUUAGCAAGGGUAAUUACUUCUGCUACAAAAAUAGACAGUUAAAAACUGCCUGUAGCUCAGCUGGAAAAUGUCUCUAGAAGCCGGAGCAGGUGGUCCCUGGCUAUUUCUGAUUGGGAAUUUACCUCACCAGCCUGAGCGCAGUGGUGGACGGUGCACAGUCCUGGGAAGCUGGCCUUGGGGAUCAUUCUGGGUUAGCGGCCCUGACAGACUGAAAGCUAAGGGCACUGUGGGCAGGUCAGCCUUGGCCCCGCCCCAGCCCCAUCCUUCCCGGAACUCAGUCUCUCAUCUCUGGCCCUGUGCUCGUCCGCCUUGUCUCCUGUGUCUCUGCCUUGUGCACAGACCUGGGCGCCCUGGAGUUUCACCUGCUCGUUACCCCCUCACCUGUGAGGGCAGCCUCUUCCUUUUGCCCAGCUGCCCCCAGCCUUUGCAGACCCGGCACUGAAAAGGCACAGACCUUCCGCAGCCAGGUUGAACCAGGUGAGGUCCAUAUCCCACCCAAGGGCAUCCUGCAGACCUGACCAAAGACCCCCAUCCUGGGCUGCCCCAUCCUUAGGUGCUGGCUCUUCCUUGGUGGUGAGGCCUCGAAGCCUGAUCCUAGCUGCUGCCACACCUCAGAGCACUGGAGCCCCUGCAGGCGGACUCAGAAGGGCACGAGUGCAUCCUUGCACUGUACCCGUCUGUCCUCCUGGCCUUCCUCCUCCUUGAAUCCUACAGCCCCUCCCUCACCUUAAUGUGGGGGGAGGGCCAGGGCAGGAGGGACCAGGAGAGGGUCAUUCAUUUCCCCUGGGAAAAGCAGGAGAGGAGCCCAGAGCCUGGCUGAGGCCGCUUUCCGCUUCCUUCUCCGGUGUGCAGUGGGCUCAUGGGGCUAAGACACUAGUCCAGCGGGGUCCUGUUACACCUUUUGGAGUUUUCCCCCUGGGAGUCAGCGGCUGAGAAGUCUGAGAGCUCCACCCCCACCCCCACCCCCUGAACACCUCCAGGCCAAGCACUUGAUCUCUGGGUUUCUUGGUCUCUGCAGCUUGUCGCAUGUGCCCCUCAAGAGUGCCAUCUCCCGCCAGGCCUUCUUAGGCAUGGAGAAAGGGCCCGAUCUAUUCUUUAGGUGAAUCUUCCCUCCCCAGCUGUCACUCAUGGGAAUGAGAGAGGCCCGACCCACAAGGCAAGAAUGAGGGUUCUGUGGCUGCCUGUGUGGGCCUGUGACUUGCAGCAGAGGAAGUCCCCGAAGGGCACACAGCACAGGGUCCAGAGUGUGGCAAGGGAGCUCCAAGGUGGUAGUUGCUUGACAGCUGCACGUCAGGUCUGGUGGCAGAGAGGAGAAUGUGUGGCUCAUCUCGCUACUGCCCAUUGUGAGCAAGUGGGUGCCCCUGUACAAUUGAGAGAAGGGGCCUUUCUUCCCCUUCCGCCACCCACAGGAGCUGUCUUUUCAGGGAAGCCAGAUGAGUGGUAGAAGAGCUUUGAAUGUUUUAUUGGGGGGGUGGGGGGAGCGGUUAAAAAUCUCAACAGCAAAUGGCUUCCAGGUUGCAAUUGUCUUUGCUGAAUCCUCAGACACUUCCAGGCACACACUGCCAAGGACAUGUGCUCUGCUUUGUGUCAUGUUUUACCUGUGUGUUUCUAAGACACUUUGUCCACUGCUGUGGUGUCAGUGUCCAGCUGUCCAAGUUGUGUAUCUUCCUCUCACUUCUUAGCAGGGGCUAAAAACUUGCUGUCUUAUAGACUGAAUGCCCUGGCUCAGGACUGGGGGCUGCAGGAAGUAUCUGUGAGAGGUGAAAACACACGCUGCCUGUGUGAAGGGCAAGGCCUUGUCUGUGUGGCUGCUCCUUAGUUAAAAGCCCAUUGACAAGUACGGGCCCUGCCCACACCUAUUCCCACUCUGUUGCCAGAAUCCACACAGUUGCUCCUUAUGCACCAAUGUUGGUUGGGACUUUUCCAUUGACAAGGCCAGUGAAACCCUCACUCCUGGAGAAAGCACAUAGUCUCUACAUCUGGUCACUGGAAAACAGUUUUUUCAGAGAGAGACCGUGCAGGUUUUGGUUUUCUACAUGCAUGCUUUAGAAUAGUCAGGCUUUACAUACAAAAGGAGGGUCCCAGACCACAGAGCCCUCCCUCCCAUCUCUCCACAAUUCCCAACAGAAUCACCUUCCAACAGGAAGAGGCCUCUCCUCCUCCUGAAGGUGAUCUGGCUGUGAGCAAGGGUGCUCUGUUUCCCCAAGUGUUCCAGUGGAUUCUUCUGGCCCCAGGGCAUCCUGCCUCGCAUGGCAUCUUGGCGCCUUUGAGCUGUAGACCCCAUGACCCACUCUCCACUUCCCCAUGUGGCUCACAUGAGGGAUAUUUGGGGACCCAGCAGUCAGAGCUGUGGCUGAGCCACUGUGGCUGGCUCCUGGGGUCCCUUCGUGCAUAAGACUGGGCCUUCAGUUCACAGCACUGACACCCUGGCAGGGUGCCUCUGCCUGUGUCUCCAUCCAGCUAGGAGCAGUUGCUGGUGUCUGAACACAAAGAGAGCUUUGAUUGCCCAGAGAGGAAAGAGGCUGCUGGCCAGCUGGGGCCAGGCCCAGGGCAGAUGCAGGAUCGCCAAAGUGAGGGCCAAGCAGGGUGGAGAGGAAGGCUGGCAAGGUUUCCCCAGAGUGUUUGGAUCUUAUUGGGGCACAGCCGGAACAUCCUUAUAAACAACCCAAACCCAACUUCUGGGGCUGUCCACACACAGCUUGAGCCCCACACAACAUAUUUCUGGCAUGGUAGGCUGAGUGCCACCAUUUUUGUUCAUUCUCUUUGACAGGCAGAGCAGGGGCGAUGGGUCAGAAAGUUGUAAAUAAUAAAUAUAUUUAUGCCGCUAUUUAUUUUUUCAAUACCUGUGGCCUCUUGCACUGUGAAUGCUCUGUGAUAAUGAGAUUCUUAGUUUAAUAAAACUGUCAUCAAAUUUGAAUGAAUUGAUAUUACUGGUUCCUAAACACUGGCAUGAGUUUACUUUUAUUGUGAAGAAAAAAAUCUAGAGUAAAUAUGAACUAAACUUUCCUAAGAAACCUAGCAGUCAGUAUUGUAACGCAAUAUAUCAAAAAUCUGUACACUGUCAAUAAAAUAAAGGAGCACAAUUCAUCUUGCCCCAUGUAGAGCUUCCAUUCAGAUUUUCAGAGACACGUACAUAUUUGUAUUUUUUGAAAGAAUUACACUGGAAUAACAGCCAUUGGAAACCAUUUCUAUUUGCAUAUUGAGAAAAAAUAAACUUCAAAAAGGAUGCGA